Dioscorea cayenensis subsp. rotundata (Guinea yam) is the source of this 963-nucleotide messenger RNA. RefSeq lists its product as uncharacterized. Lineage: Eukaryota; Viridiplantae; Streptophyta; Magnoliopsida; Dioscoreales; Dioscoreaceae. The coding region runs from base 1 to 963 and encodes 320 amino acids. The record is from RefSeq and is a predicted model, not a curated record. The transcript has 3 exons.
AUGGGCAAAGGUACACUUCUGAUUUCUAACUUGUUCUUUGCUUAUGAAAGUUUGCUUUUCUUCAAAGCUACGGUCCUUGAGGCUGAAUCCAUGCGUGAGCUUCUGAAGACAUCCAAAAUCGCGUCAGGAUUAGAGAUUAAUUAUGGGAAGUCAGCCUUACUCUUCAUCACAAACACUCCUAUGAUUGAUAGAGGGAGAGUUUGCAACAUUCUACAGUUCCAUGAAGCUUCUCACCUUGGCAAGUAUUUGGGUGUACCGAUAUGUAUCAGGCGGAAGAAAUUGAUGGCUUUUAGCUUUAUCCAUGAUAGAGUAUGGCAUAAAUUGCAGAAUUGGAACACAAAAUACCUGUCGAGAGCUGGCAAAUCAGUCCUCAUUAAGGCAGUUUCAAAAUCUAUUCCUAAUCAUUAUAUGAGUGUGUACCUUCUACUAGUGGAGAUGUGUCAUGAGCUGGAGAAAAUGAUGAAUUCUUUUUGCAUCAAGGAAGUAGAAGAUUCUAUAUACUGGUGGCCAAAUAAGAUAGGUCUUUACAAAGUCAAAGAGGCUUAUCAACUGUUAACCUCAGUGGAGUCCCGUGACAUGAACACUCAUGAAGAUAACUUUUGGUUGAAACUGUGGAAGUUGCAAGGCCCUCCAAAAGUUCUAGAUUUGAUGUGGAGAGCAACAUCUCGAUGCUUGCCUACAAAGGCACGAUUAUUAGAGAAGAGUAUUCAGAUUGACACAGGGUGUAUUGUUUGUCAAGAGGGAAUAGAAUCUGAUGUUCAUAUACUUUUUUAUUGUCACUUUGCAAAAGAAUGUUGGCACCUAUCAGGCUUGUCGUUGCAGUAUGUUGGGCUAUCUGGAAGCAUCGAAAUGAAGUUUUAUGGAAUGGGGUUUACAUGUAUGCCAGAAGAACAGUCUGUCUGGCAACUUCUCUUCUCACCAGUUGGUAGGAAGCACAAAACAGAAGUGGAAAUGGGCAAAUGA